AUGGCCACUAGUACCAAUACUUCACCCAUUAUUCAAUUAACUGCACUUGCGAAUUUUCCCAUCAGACUCACAACCUCAAAUUAUUCAGUUUGGCGAAAACAAAUCCAAUCCGCAUUGAUUGGUCUUGCCCUUGAAGGUUACAUUGAUGGCACAACAAAGGCAUCGGCAAAAUAUUCUGAUACUACUCAGACCACUGUGAAUCCAGCCUAUCUUGCUUGGUACAGGCAAGAUCAUGUUAUUUUGAAUGCCAUCCUCGGUAGUUGCACCGACUCUAUUCAACCAACUAUUUCUUCUGCUUUGACACCAAAAGCAGCUUGGGAUCGUUUGAAGGAAAGCUUUGCUAGCCCAUGUCGCACUCGGAUUGUUUCGCUAAAGUCAAAAUUAGCGUCCAAUCCGAUUAAUGGUCGUUCCAUUGAAGAGUUUUUGGAUGAUAUGUUUGCUAUCUCUGAUGCACUUGUCCUUGCGCAAAGUCCAGUAAGUGAGGAAGAUUUAGUUGUGACCGCCUUAGCACAAUUGGGAGAUGAGUUUGAACCCAUUGUUGAAGCCAUUUGUGUCCGUCCGGAACCUAUUACGUUCUCUGAACUCAAAAAUGUAUUAAUCGCUUUUGAGCAUAAGCAAAAGAAAAAAUUUGAUGCACAACAUUCUCUCCUUGCUACAGCAAAUGCCACCCAGAAAUCCUCUAAUCGACAAUAUCAGCCCAACCGCAACUCUAGUGGUCGAAACUCCAACAAUCAACAUGUUGGGAUAAACAGUUCUCGCCCUACUCAAUCUUUUACUAAUACAAAUAAAUUUGGUCGUAAAAAUGUCACAUGCAGGUUCUGUAAUAUUUAUGGUCAUGAAGUGCGAGACUGUCGGAAGCUUAUGCGGUUUCUUCGUGAUAAUAAUGUUAACAUGAACAACUUUGGGCAACAGCCGGCCGUGAUCAAUGCUAUAGCAUCACCGCAUACUGGUUCGCAACAAUGGUUGUUUGAUUCUGGUGCCUCGCACCAUGCUGCUUCAUCACCCUCAUUAUUGCAGUCAGUCUCUGAUUAUGGUGGGCCUGACGAGAUCCAACUUGGUGACGUGGCUAAUUCGCAGAUUCUGUCUUCUGCUAACUCCGACCAACCAGUCGAACGUCUCCAUCCGUUACAACCUGCUUCCACUGCUCCAAUCACACAGAGUACUCCCACCAACCAGCCACCACCUCCCACCGCUCAGCUGUCACAACCUUCCACCGACCAUCUGCCACUUUCUUCUACUGUCUAG
This is a messenger RNA of Ipomoea nil (Japanese morning glory), 1245 nucleotides long. RefSeq lists its product as uncharacterized. The record is from RefSeq and is a predicted model, not a curated record. Lineage: Eukaryota; Viridiplantae; Streptophyta; Magnoliopsida; Solanales; Convolvulaceae. Gene Ontology annotation, molecular function: zinc ion binding; nucleic acid binding. The transcript has 2 exons. Bases 1 to 1245 code for a protein of 414 amino acids.